This is a messenger RNA of Neoarius graeffei (lesser salmon catfish), 2102 nucleotides long. Its product is annotated as E3 ubiquitin-protein ligase TRIM39-like. Gene Ontology annotation, molecular function: zinc ion binding; protein binding. NCBI's taxonomy places the organism in Eukaryota, Metazoa, Chordata, Actinopteri, Siluriformes, Ariidae. The record is from RefSeq and is a predicted model, not a curated record. Bases 250 to 1653 code for a protein of 467 amino acids. The transcript has 6 exons.
CAUGACUGAAGUCCUUCAUUAACAGCCUGCAGUGUUCUGCUCUGGUAAGUUGAGAUUUAUUCUCAGUUUAUGAAUAAAUCCGAGUCUCAUUUUCAGCACUGUGAAAGGAAGUGAUGAUUAACUGAACCUACAAAGUCAUCUAUUUAACUUUAAAGAAACCUGAAAUCAGGGUGUGAUGACUUUUUACAGAAGUGAAAGUGAAACUCUGAGCAUUCGGACUAAAGAGAACAACAAUAGCAGCAAAAUAAAAUGGCUUCUAAGUUUUCAGAGGAGGAUUUCUCCUGUCCUGUGUGCUGUGAAAUCUUCAAGGAUCCUGUUAUUCUGCUCUGCAGUCACAGUGUGUGUAAAGUGUGUUUGCAGCAGUUCUGGGAGACGAAAGGAUCCAGAGAAUGUCCUCUUUGUAGGAGGAAGUCAUCUGUGGCUCAGCCUCCCAUAAACCUGGCCUUAAAGAACCUGUGUGAGACUUUCUUACAGGAGAGAAGUCAGAGAUCUUCAUCAGGGUCUGAAACAGUCUGCAGUCUGCACAGUGAGAAACUCAAACUCUUCUGUCUGGAUCAUCAACAGCCGGUGUGUUUGGUGUGUCGAGAUUCAAGAAAACACACCAACCACAAAUUCUGCCCCAUUGAUGAGGCAGUAACAGACUGUAAGGAGAAGCUCAAAACUGCACUGAAGCCCCUACAGGAGAAACUGAAGAUCUUUAAAGACUGUAAACUGAACUGGAGUCAGACUGCAGAACAUAUAAAGAUUCAGACCCAAUACACAGAGAGUCAGAUUAAGGAGGAGUUUGAGAAGCUUCACCAGUUUCUACGAGAUGAAGAGGCAUUCAGGAUUACUGCACUGAGAGAGGAAGAGGAGCAGAAGAGUCAGAUGAUGAAGGAGAAGAUUGAGAAGCUGAGCAAAGACAUAUCCUCUCUUUCAGACACAAUCAAAGCCAUAGAAGAGGAGAUGGGAGCUGAAGACGUUUCGUUCUUAGAAAACUACAAGGCCACAGUCAAAAGAGCCCAGAGUACACUGCAGCAUCCAGAGGAGCUUUCAGGAGCACUGAUCCAUGUGGCAAAACAUCUGGCCAACCUGCAGUUCAGAGUCUGGGAGAAGAUGCAGUACACCGUCCAAUACACACCUGUAACUCUGGACCCCAACACUGCUCAUCCUGAACUCAUUGUAUCUGAUGAUCUGAAAAGUGUGAGACGCAGCAAUGAGAAACAGAAACUUCCUGAUAAUCCAGAGAGAUUUGAUGAAUAUUUGUGUAUCCUGGAAUCUGAGGGCUUUAACUCAGGGACACACUGCUGGGAUGUGGAAGUUGGAGACUGUACACGGUGGAGUGUGGGUGUGAUGACAGAAUCUGCUCAGAGGAAGGGGGGAAUAAUCUCCAGAAGUGGACUCUGGUGUGUGCGGUAUUAUGAUGGUAAAUAUUACGCAGCUUCUACACCACAUACAGACACUCAGCUCUCAGUCACACAGAAACUCCAGAGGAUCAGAGUGAAGCUGGACUGGGACAGAGGAAAACUGUCAUUCUCCGACCCUCUCACUAACACACACUUACACACUUUCACACACACAUUUACUGAUAAAUUACUGCCAGUCCUAGGUGUUUUUGGUUCCAUAAAGAUCCUCCCACUUGAGUGCUCUGUAAGAGUGAAUCAGAUCAGUUAGCAUUGAUGUUAUUUUAUUCCAGUUCAUUAAUAAAAUACUGCAGAUUAAAAGUUUAGUGUUUUGUGUAAGUGGUUUUGUAAAGAUCAGAUGGAUUUGUAUGUUCAUGCUGCAUUAGGUCAUGAUUCACAAGUUCAAAUCAAUUCUGAGUGAAAUAAAUUCACUUUGUUCAUUCUGAUAUUAAACAUUGUUAAUCUGCAUAAUGGGACAAUUAAAAUAUGCACAAAUAAAUAUGUCUGUAAUCCGUGUUAUGUUUAUUAUUAAUAGUUAAAAUGUUAAUGAUGUGGGCAAUUAUAUAUUUGUACAGAUGUGUGCAGUGGUUGUUGUUAUUUUCAUGAUUAGUAUCAGGGAUGUGUUCAGUUUAAUGUCUGUGUAAGUGAUCACUGAGAGGAUGUGGGAGAGAGAGGCAGGUGAGAGAGUCAGUCAUUAAAGGUGUUAAAAGCAACAAUUUU